UUGUAAUGAAAAAUUACUCUGAAAAAAAUUGUUCAUCUCUCAACUAGGAGAAGUUCGUGAAUAAUUUUUGGUUUCCUAGGAUUGGGAUUCCAUACCUCCUGCCUCAAUAGUCACUCGGCCUAGCACCCUCAUCGCAUUACUAUCUAUCAUUGUCUCCGAUCUUCCAUUAACACAUCUUAUGAAUAUCCUAGAUGCUUCAGUUAAGGGUUUGAAUUGAAACAGACUCGAAUUUCCGCAAUGAAUUAUAUAAUUGGAGCUUUUAAGCCGGCAUGCAGCAUUACCAUUUCAUUAGCUGAUGGGAAAUCUCGAAAGCAGGUAGCACUGAAGAAGGAGAAUGGUAAAACAGUGCUAAUCCCCGUCUUUCAUAAUCAAGAAACCAUAUCUGGGAAGAUCUCCAUCGAACCGAUUUCAGGGAAGAAGGUGGAACACAAUGGUAUCAAGGUCGAGCUGCUUGGUCAGAUUGAAAUGUAUUUUGACAGAGGCAACUUUUAUGACUUCACUUCCCUAGUUCGCGAGCUGGAUAUUCCUGGAGAAAUAUAUGAGAGGAAAACAUUUCCCUUUGAAUUUCCAACUGUGGAGAUGCCAUACGAAACAUAUAAUGGGGCAAAUGUGCGGCUUAGGUAUGUCCUAAAAGUCUCAAUAAGUAGGAAUUAUGGUGGGAGCAUAGUGGAAUACCAAGACUUCGUGGUUCGGAACGAUAGUCCUCCUCCGUCUAUCAACAACAGCAUUAAGAUGGAAGUUGGGAUUGAGGAUUGCCUGCAUAUUGAGUUUGAAUACAACAAGAGCAAGUACCAUCUGAAAGAUGUCAUUGUAGGCAAAAUAUAUUUUCUUCUGGUAAGAAUCAAGAUUAAAAACAUGGAUCUUGAGAUCAGACGCAGAGAAUCAACAGGAUCAGGGACAAACACUCAUGUUGAGACUGAGACACUUGCGAAGUUUGAACUGAUGGAUGGUGCUCCAGUCAGAGGUGAAUCUAUUCCUGUCAGACUGUUCUUAAGCCCGUAUGAGCUAGCUCCCACAUAUUUGAAUAUAAACAACAAAUUUAGUGUGAAAUACUAUCUGAACCUCGUCCUUGUCGAUGAAGAGGACCGUCGAUAUUUUAAGCAACAAGAGAUCACAAUGUACCGACUUAGUGAAACCUCUUGAUUACUGAUAAAAUUUUGAAGAUUGACUGCCUCUUGUUGCUUCGUUGAGUCAUGUUACCCGAGGAGGCUCAGGUAGUGAUCCAGUCUUCUUGUAAAGGACAAGAAUGACUUUUGUCUUUAUUUAUUUAUUUUUUAAAUUUCUUUUAGUUAUCAGGUAGUCUAUCUCUGAGCAAAAUACAUUAAGUUGUAUAGAGGAGGGAUUCUGUAUAUGGAGUAUUGUGCUGAUAUCUGAUUGAUGUUUUGAGACGGU
This is a messenger RNA of Salvia hispanica, 1392 nucleotides long. RefSeq names its product vacuolar protein sorting-associated protein 26B-like. Gene Ontology annotation, biological process: intracellular protein transport. The record is from RefSeq and is a predicted model, not a curated record. NCBI's taxonomy places the organism in Eukaryota, Viridiplantae, Streptophyta, Magnoliopsida, Lamiales, Lamiaceae.